Messenger RNA from Strongyloides ratti, 1893 nucleotides. Its product is annotated as ATP-dependent zinc metalloprotease YME1L1. Gene Ontology annotation, biological process: protein quality control for misfolded or incompletely synthesized proteins; mitochondrion organization. The coding region runs from base 1 to 1893 and encodes 630 amino acids. The transcript is spliced from 2 exons. The record is from RefSeq and is a predicted model, not a curated record. Gene Ontology annotation, molecular function: ATP binding; metalloendopeptidase activity; ATP-dependent peptidase activity. Lineage: Eukaryota; Metazoa; Nematoda; Chromadorea; Rhabditida; Strongyloididae. Gene Ontology annotation, cellular component: mitochondrial inner membrane.
AUGAACAAAUUGUUUCCUGCUCAUAGACUAACGUUUUUUGCAUAUUUUAGAACGAAAAGUGAGAAACAAACGACUUCUGGUGUUCAGGGAACAUCCUCAAAAAUUGGUUUUUCUCCUCCAUUUACAGGAUUUUCACAAUCUUUUUUAAAAUAUAAAAAGGCUACGGAAACUGAAAAAACAAGUUUAAAUUGGAAUGAAUUGAAAAAUGAACUUAAUAAAAUGUCAAAUGAAAAAAAAGAGAUUUAUUUAGAAGCUUUAGUUAGGGGAAUUUUAUCUAAAAGUGAAAAUCUUGGUGAAAAUAAAGCAGGAAAGAAAAGUUUCUUUUCUUUCUCUAGAAUUCUUUUGACAAUUUUUUUUUCUACGAUAGUUAUUACCUUUAUAUUUAGACCAAAAGAUGUUCUUGGAACAAAAGGUUUUUUUUCUACUCUGUUUCCAAAUUAUCGUGAAGUUGAGUAUGAAAAAAUCAAUACUACAUUUAAGGAUGUUAAAGGAUCGGACGAAGCUAAAACUGAACUAGUUGAAAUUGUUAACUAUCUCCGUGAACCAGAAAAAUACUUGAAACUUGGUGCAAAACUACCAAAAGGUGUUAUACUUGUUGGACCACCUGGUACUGGAAAAACGUUAUUAGCUCGUGCAGUUGCUGGUGAGGCAAAUGUACCAUUUUUCUAUACAUCAGGAUCUGAGUUUGAUGAAAUUUUAGUUGGUGAAGGUGCAAAAAGAGUGAGAGCUUUAUUUAAGAAUGCUAAAGCUAAUGCACCUUGUAUUAUUUUUAUUGAUGAAAUUGAUUCCAUUGGUUCUACUAGAGUUUUAAGUAGUAUUCACCCAUAUGCCAAUCAAACAAUUAACCAAUUGUUAACAGAAAUGGAUGGCUUUAAUAAAAAUGAAGGAAUUAUUGUUAUUGCAGCAACCAAUAGAUUUGAUGAUUUGGAUAAAGCUUUACUAAGACCAGGACGUUUUGAUAUUCACGUAUUUUGUAAAAAACCUGAUUUAGCUGGAAGAAAAGAAAUGUUUGAUCUUUACCUCAGUAAAAUUACACACAAAGGUGUUGAUGUUGAAAAGUUAGCUAGAUCUACAAUGAGUUUUACAGGAGCUGAUAUUGAAAAUUUGGUUAAUCAGGCAGCAUUAAAAGCAGCAACAGAAGGUUAUAAUUUUGUUAUGCAAAAACAUUUAGAAGAUGCUAAAGAUCGUGUGUUGAUGGGACCUGCCCGAAUUAAAGGUAAAGUUCCAAAUGAAAAAGUGAACAAAUAUACGGCAUAUCAUGAAGCUGGGCAUACGUUAGUGGCUAUAUUUACAUCAUAUGCUAAACCUUUGAAUAAAGUAACAAUUAUACCUAGAGGUAACUCACUAGGUCAUGCAUCUUUCAUACCAAAGGAAGAAUUAUAUCAAACUACUAAAGCUGAACUUUUAGCUGAACUUGAUGUUUGCAUGGGAGGUCGUGUUGCUGAAGAACUUAUUUUUGGUAGUGAAAAUAUAACAACUGGUGCUCAUAAUGAUUUAAAAAGAGCAACUGAAAUCGCUAAAGCUUUAGUACAACAAUUUGGCAUGAGUGAAAAUAUUGGUUUAAGGGACUAUACAAAUUUAAAUAAUAAAGAAAUUUUAAGUCAACAUAUGUCAGAAAAAAUUGACCAAGAAAUAGAUAGAAUAAUGAAAGAAAGUUAUGAAAGAGCAAAAAAAAUUUUAACAACAAGGCAGACAGAACAUAAACGUUUAGCUGAAGCUUUAUUGGAAUACGAAACAUUAACUUUAGAGGAAGUAGAACGAGUUAUAGAAGGUAUACCAUUAACUAGAAAACCUACUGAAAUAUUUUCUGAUAAAGAAUAUGAAAAAAAAAAGAUAGCUAAAAGUUUAGAUACAAGUCCAGUAGUAGCUGAAGGUAGUGGAAAUUUUGUCUAG